This is a messenger RNA of Dama dama (fallow deer), 2958 nucleotides long. It is a transcript of the gene CCDC110, whose product is annotated as coiled-coil domain containing 110. Bases 1 to 2718 code for a protein of 905 amino acids. The transcript has 3 exons. Gene Ontology annotation, cellular component: cytoskeleton. The record is from RefSeq and is a predicted model, not a curated record. NCBI's taxonomy places the organism in Eukaryota, Metazoa, Chordata, Mammalia, Artiodactyla, Cervidae.
AUGAGCCCGGGUAAGAGCCAGGCUGGGGUGGGGCUGGCCUUUGAGGGGGCGCCCUGGGAGGUGGACGGGUACUGGAGAGCGCCGCCUCCCCGACCCCGGCCCCUUCGCCCCCAGAGCGAGUCGGGUCUGGAGUGCGGAUCUGCAGGACUAGCCGCGCACCUCCGCCGGCCCGGAGGAAGGCAUACCCGGGCCCGCCCCGCCUCCGGCCCAGCGCGCCCUCCGGUGGCCGCUCAGUGCGCCCGCGCCCUCAUCCCCAGGCCUAGUCUUCCUUCUCCCCAGGCCUCGUCUCCCUCCUCCAGGCAAAGCCAACAGUCCGAAGCCCAGUGCUGUUUUGUUACAGAAAAGCGUCCUGAGGAAGAGGAUGAGGUUGACUGCGUCCUCCUUUCAGCAUCCAAGAUCCUAAAUUCUUCUGAGGGGGUAAAGGAAAAUGGUAGCAGUGAAACAGUUCCUAAGUUUAUAAAUCAAGGUCUGACAUUCUUAAUUUGUCUUUUAAAGGUACAGUCUGAAAUCAGUGAAAUAUUGAACAAAAGUAUUAUUGAAGUAGAAAACCCACAACUUAACCCAGAAAAAAAUCUAGUAUUCGGCACACACAAUGAAACGGCUUUGCCUGUAGAGAAUCAAGAAGAAAUCCUUUCUACGGAGAAAAUUCAUCAUUUUGAGGAUUCCAGGACUCUUCAUUCAGCAGAGGAAAAAUUCAGUAGUGAUAGUAUUGACAGUCUUCCUCAAAGUAUAGAUGUUCCAUGCCAGAUACAUUUCAAGGACAUACUAACUCAGAGAACUCUGACAGAUAAUUCAGCUUCAGAAAAUUCUGACAGGUUGAAGAAUUAUAAUAACUUGUAUAAUUUUCUACCUAAUGCACCUCAAAAUGGGAUGUCUCAAGCUGAGACGCUAAUUCUGGAUAAGUCCAGAAUGACAAUGCCUCUUCUCAAUAAUGGAUUUUGUGAAAAUUUAGAUGGUAUUUGCCAUUCCAUCAAACAAAUGAAGGAAGAGCUUCAAAAGUCACAUAAUAGGGAACUGGCACUUACAAACGAACUGCAGACUUUAAAAGCUGUUCCAAGGCACGGGAAUUAUGACCUGCCCUCCAUUCACAAGGAAAAGAAAAUUUUUAUUAAGGAAGAAAAUAUUGAAAGUAACUUAAGUGAAGAUAUAAAAUCAAAGAGAAUUUUGGAAUUAGAGGCAUUAGUAAACAAAUUGCUCCCACUUAGGGAAACAGUGUCAAAAUUCCAUGUGAAUUUUUGUAGGAAAUGUAAAAAAUUAUCCAGGAGUGAAAUACACAGGGGAAAAAGGAAUGAGAAAAACAAUAAAGAAAUUCCUAUCACUGACAAGAAUAUUGCAGAUUUAAAACUCCAUUCCAGAGUCCCGAGACAUACAUUGGCAUUCUUUGACCCAACAAAAUAUGAAAUGAAAGACAAAGAAAAACAACCAUUUACAGUAAAACAAGGAUCAAUAAUAGUUGAAAAUGAGAAAACAUCCAAAGUCAAUUCUGUUACUGAGCAAUGUGUAGCAAAAAUUCAGUACUUACAGAAUUACUUGAAAGAAUCUAUGCAAAUACAGAAAAAAGUAAUGAAACUAGAGAAUGAAAACCUAACCCUUAAAACAAAAAUUAAACCUCUUGUCUUUACCACACAAUCUCUGAUACAGAAAAUUGAAAUGUAUGAAAAGCAACUUAAGACACUGGUUGAAGAAAAGAAUACUCUCCAGUCCAAGUUAACUAAAACAGAAGAAGAUGGCAAAGAAUGUCUUAAAGAAUUGAAAAAAAUAGUUAGUAACUAUAAUGUUCUCCAAGGACAAAAUAAAACCCUCGAGGAAAAAAACAGUCAACUUUCUUUGGAGAAUCAACAAAUAAUAGAAACAUUAGAUCAACUAAAAAGUAAGGAACACAAAACUCAAAGUGAUAUGGCCAUUGUCAGUAAUGAAAACAAACGAUUGAGCAUAGAAAUGGAAUCAAUGAAAACAAAUGUUCUAUUGAUACAAGAGGAAAAAGAAAUGUUAGAGAAAAAAACACAUCUGCUUCUAAAGGAAAAAGAUGCACUGGAAAAUGAACUGAAAGAAAACCGCCUAGAGACAGCACAGCUAAAAGAGAAAGAAAGAUUGGCAAAAAUCGAACAAGAGACACUUCUUCAAAUAGUAGAAACAGUUAAAAAUGAAAAGCUUAAUCUUGAAACAACCUUACAAGAAUCUACUGCUGCGAGAGAGAUGAUGGCAAGAGAAAUUGAGGACAUUCAAACGUACCAAUCUACUGCGGAAGAGAAUUUCCUGCAAGAAAUAAAAAAUGCAAAGUCAGAAGCAAGUAUUUAUAAGAAUAGUUUGUCAGAAAUGGGCAAUGAAUGUGAACUGUUAUCAAAAAUGGUAAUGGAAAUUAAGACCGAUAAUCAGCUUCUAAAAGAAGAACUAAAAAAAAAUAGUCAAGAAACUAUAAAAUUUGAAAAUAGCAUCUGUAGACUUGAGGAAGACAAAAUACUCUUAGAAAACUACGUAAGGAGUAUAGAGAAUGAAAGGGACACCUUGGAAUUUGAGAUGCGGAAUCUUCAAAGAGAAUAUUCAAAUCUAAGUGAAAAAAUCUGCAGUCACCAUACUGACCUCUCAAAAAUGGGUCAUGUUUCAAGGAAAGAUAAAUUCCAUUUUGACAUCUAUGAUAUUUAUGAAGACACCUCUAGUCCUGGGAAUAGGCCUUUAGCCCUGGGUUUGAAAGGUAUGUAUAUCUUGGUGGAUUCAUAGAAGUGUGUUUAAGAUUUCUUUUGUCUAUCAGGUUUAGCCAGAGGACAGUAAUAAGAAGGUGAACACUAUUUUUGUAAGAUUUGUAUCCAAUUCAUUACAUAGUGGAAUUUCUUAGAGAUUUUGGUCCUUUGAUGAGAUGUGUUAUUUUAUUUAUACUACUUCUAUAUAUUGUAUAUGGCUAAAGCAACUUUGGUAGCAAGCAGGAAAUUUUUUUAAUUAUUAUUUUUCCACAGUACACAU